This is a messenger RNA of Gadus chalcogrammus (walleye pollock), 4957 nucleotides long. RefSeq names its product inositol-trisphosphate 3-kinase Cb (gene itpkcb). Gene Ontology annotation, cellular component: cytoplasm; nucleus. NCBI's taxonomy places the organism in Eukaryota, Metazoa, Chordata, Actinopteri, Gadiformes, Gadidae. The transcript is spliced from 7 exons. The record is from RefSeq and is a predicted model, not a curated record. Gene Ontology annotation, biological process: inositol phosphate biosynthetic process. Gene Ontology annotation, molecular function: inositol tetrakisphosphate kinase activity; inositol-1,4,5-trisphosphate 3-kinase activity. The coding region runs from base 757 to 2805 and encodes 682 amino acids.
UUCCUGUCGCGUCUGCGGUCUCCAGCCCUCCGCUCUGACAGCAAGUUUAAAGCACCUGUCUUACUGUAGAUUAACAUGUAUAUUCCAUCAUGCCUGCCAGUCUCCGGAACGUUUGUAUUAAUGCGCCUGUCAUGCUACUGAUGAACACAUUAGUCAUCAUGCACUGGGUAUGGUGGUCGUUUAUUUAGUGCCACAACAAACCUAACAAGUCCGUGCUGUAGUCAUUAUUUCCUCUUUCCGUGAUGUUUCUCGCAGUUUCCUAGGCCACCUGUGGCAAGACGUCUUCAACUGAAAAGUGUGUUUCAGUACACAAGAGGGCAAUAUAAUACUGCUUCGUGUUGUUUUAUUUAAACAUUAUUGGUCUACUUCAGGGCUCAAUUGUAUGGAUAUCAAAUUAAAGUGAUGAGCCGAUAGAUGAUUUUUAUAUUAAUAUUCUAGUAUUUCACCGUUUGGCGUGUAUUUGUGGGACAUUUGCUGCAUUAAAGGGAACAGUAGAUGGUGGUGAAGCAGCAGCAGCACUGAUGGGAAUAUUGAUCAGUGACUAUUGAUCAGUGAAGGGAAUGGGUGCGGUCAUUUAAGGCUCUUCAUACUUUAGUCACAGAGUGACUAUAGUGUGUGGUUCCUUCCUCAGUGUGUGGUUCCUUCCUCAGUGUGUGGCACUGGUUCCUUCCUCAGUGAUUUGGAGGGUGCGUCCUUGGCUCCGCUACUACGGCCAGAAACAUGGGACAAACGCUCUCCACUACUACGUAGAGCAGGAUGGGACAAACGCGCUCCACUACUACGGCGAACAGUAUGGGACAAACGCGCUCCUGCCCGCACCACCCCGCCGCCGCUCCGGGUGAAGCAGCAGAGCCAGCCCCGCGGUGUCGAGUCCGCAGGUCUGAACCUGGUGCGGAGCGACUGGAGGAUCUCAUCGACUCUCAAUCGGAGAACAACAUCGCGCGUUUAGAGAACCAGCAGGUCGGCUCUAGGAGCCAAGAGGACCGAGUAGCUUUCAUACGCGGUUCGGAGAAUCAUCGAAACCACGAGAAGGAAAAGUUACCGGAGGAUGAGUGUUGCGUGUCGGGGAUCGGAACGAAGCAUACGGCCUCGGGUGUGGAGGAUACCCAGGACGGUGUGAACAAUGUGCGUGUAGCCCAGGACGUGUUGAGGGGAGCCGAUUCUCUCGGUCUUGAUCUACGAGUCAGGGACCAGCGGUGUGGGGAACCCAGAAACAAUAGGACGGACCAUGACUCCAACCCCCCUCCGAAGGCCAUGGAAAGUAAGCCACUGGGAAACCACAUCCAGGGUCCUGAUACCUCCGAGGCCGGGGCAGUCUCUGGCUCAUAUCUAAACCGAGCCUCGGUGCUCGUCUCGGGCAGGGAGCGGACCUCGGCUGGGCUCGGCUCGUUUUCGGCCGAACCUUCGGCCCGAACGAGCGAUCACACGCCCGACACCAUGACCAAAACUAACUUCUGUUCCGUUCCUUGUCAGACUAUGCCCGCAAACGACCAAAUCACCCCGUGUGCGGUUAAAUCCGCUCCACGGAAAGACUCGGAUUACCUUCAGAGUCCCUCGGGAGGAGGCCAAAGUUUCCCCGGUACUAUUCCUAAGCUGAUCAUCACCAGGGAGCCCAGUCCCAGCCGGUCGCAGGGCUCCCCACCCUCCUACACCGGGCUGGGGCUCGGCGGUUCGGGCUACGAGCUACAGCCGGACGAGGAGUCGCCCUGCUCGGACAGCGGCUGCGGGGGGUCGCCGGCGCUCAUCCGCUCCCCUCGGAAGCUGUCCAACAGUUCUUCCGUCUGCCUGUCGUCAGCCUCGUCGUUCGAGGAAUCAGAAGAUGACUUCACCGCCAGUGACAUCGAGUCCAGUCUCUCUCCAGGCCUGUGCAAUUCGAUGGGCAGCCCGGACGACGGGACGUGUAACAAGCCCUGGCAGAAGAUCAAGACCAUGGUACACUGGUCCCCCUUCGUUGUGUCCUUCAAGAAGCGUUACCCGUGGGUGCAGCUGGCCGGCCACGCAGGGAACUUCCAGGAGGGGGAGUACGGGCGGCUGCUGAAGCGCUUCUGUGCGUGCGAGCAGCAGUGCCUCCAGAAGCUGAUGGGCGACGUGCUGCGGCCGCACGUGCCCGGGUACCACGGCGUGGUGCAGCGCGACCAGCAGGACUACAACCUCAUGGACGACCUGCUGGCCGACUUCGACUCGCCCUCCAUCAUGGACUGCAAGAUGGGCAGCAGGACCUACCUGGAGGAGGAGCUGAGCAAGGCCCAGGAGAGGCCACGCCUGAGGAAGGACAUGUACGAGAAGAUGGUGGAGAUCGACCCCGGGGCCCCCACGGAGCAGGAGAGGGCCCAGCAGGGGGUCACCAAGCCCCGCUACAUGCAGUGGAGGGAGACCAUCAGCUCCACCACCACGCUGGGCUUCCGGAUCGAAGGCAUAAAGAAGGCGGAUGGGACCUGUAACACCAGCUUUAAGACCACCAGACACCUGCAGAAGGUGAAGCAGGCCCUGGAGGACUUUGUGGACGGAAACAUUCAGAUCCUGGAGCUCUACCUGCAGAGGCUGAAGGAGCUCCGCUCGGUGCUGGAGACGUCCGAGUUCUUCAGGACGCACGAGGUGGUGGGCAGCUCGCUGCUGUUCGUCCACGACGCGACGGGGAAUGCGCGCGUCUGGAUGAUCGACUUCGGGAAGACGGCGCCGCUGCCGAGCCCCCAGACCCUGGACCACCGCACCCCCUGGGCGGAGGGCAACCGGGAGGACGGCUACCUCUGGGGCAUGGACAACCUGAUCGACGUCUUCAGCAGCGUGAUGUCCCCCUCGCCCUGAGGGGGGGGGGGGGGCCAGGGGAGUGGGGGUCUUAUCAGGGGGAGGCCCCGCGCUACUGGUGUCACCGGGAGGAGGUCGCACGCCAAAGGCUGGGGAGGGGGGUUCUCUCGUUCCCGUGGAAACGAGGUCAGAGAGGGGGCGUGAAGAACGAGGCCGGGAUGAAGAUAGAGAGACAGGCCAUUUGGGAUCAGAUCCGUGUUUUGGGAUUUAGACACCACGAGGCUCACGUGGUUGGGGGCACCUGUUUUUUCUCAUUCCGGUCAGCACUGGGGGGGGGGGGGGGGGACCCCCACGAAGCCCACCAUCUACGCCCAGACAUGUGUCUGUUACCGGAGGAAGGGGUGUGACGUCUUGUGGCAUUGUAAGACGUCCACCAGAUGGGGGAGAAGGAGUGGAGGAGCUGUUUCUGCUUCCAGUCACUAUUGACGUUCUGAACUGAACGCCGUUUUGUUUUGCAAACAUUUGACUCGAGACUCCUCGGCCGCGGCGCCCUCUGGUGGCCAACUGUGCGGAUGACAUGUAGGGAAAAUGGACUUCAUCGAGUCGUGUUGUUUUUUUGACCGUGGCCUUCAUGGAGAUCAGCUUUGUUUUUGACAUGGGCCACUUCUGUCUUUUUUUUUUAGACCUUUUUGUAUAAGCGACACUAAAACACUGGUAAACAAUCAGUCAAGUAAACCAGUGCAUAUUCUGUAAAUACACUAUUAUUUAAGUAUUUGCCUUUAUAUUGUCUUACCCGGUUGGAAAUAUGUGUGCCUAAUCAUUUUGACCAUUCCAAUAUAUUUCCAUGCGUUUAUCUCCAGGUAAUAAAAUCCAAGUACAAAACAAGUAUUGACUUCCAAAGCUAACCAUACUAAAAGUGUUGUAACUGUUGUUUUAUGGCUAAUGCAAAGAUGAUAUCUGGACUGUUUUUUUUUUUACAUAAUUCGUGGUAUGGUGUACAGCUUUAGCAUUCUUGAGUAAAUUGCACUAUGGAUCUUUACUAAGCCAUUGAACAAAGCAAGCGCUGCCUUUACUGUAUUGUAAUACGUAAUUACACAUACAUUAAUCAGCUGAUCGGGAGAUAGGUUUGCAGAUUUUCAACUUGGUUUAAUUGAUAUUGGAUUUGCUAAGAACUGAUGAGCUGUAAUGAAGUGGUAAACUGGAACAAUCAGAUUCAAAUGUUUAGUGGCUUUACGGGGCAUUUCGCCUACAAUUCUAACUGGAAAAUACAUUUUGUGUCUUGGCGAUGGUGUAAAAUAUAAGGAGUCAACACAGCUACAAACCUGACUCGAUAUGCAAAGGUUUUUUAAUUUGUAUAGUCUGUGAAAAGAUGAUGGUUUACAAGAGAUGGCCCAAACGUGAUAUAAUCUUGUAAAAUAACGACAUCGAUGGCUCUAUUGGGAAUCUUUAAGGGGCGUGAUAUUCCUUGAUCGGAAUGUGUGUGGGAACAUUCUCUCCGAGUCUUCCUAAAGACUGACCCUGGACGUGUCUUGAGGCACUGUGUCCAGGUGUUCUUCUGCUUUGUAAAGAUAUGUGCAAGGCGGUACCCGACACAAAGGGCUCCAGACAACACAAUGGGAGUACUGGCAUACUGGGAGGAAUCCUAUUUCUCUGGGAACUCCCCACCAAGCACACACUGAAGACCGGGAAACGUUGAAUGUUUACAAAGUAUUAUCUUUCCUCUCCACUUGCGGUUUAUUUUUGUGAUUUACGACUAACAGACGACCGGGUUUUCAGACAGUGAGUGUGGGGAAAAGUGGGCGGGGCUUCAGGGGUUGAGGUCUUAACUUUGUGUAUCCAUUACCUACGCGCUGUAUUUUUUUAAGGCAGUGACUUCUAAGGGGACAAAAUAUACAUAAUUGUGAAUUGAUUAGGUCUCUGCUUUGUAUAGACUGAAAUAAACUGGAACUUAAAAGAUGUGUCUCCUCCCCAUUUAUUGUGAAUCUACCAUAUAUUCCGUGAUAGUUCAAUCAUUCAGCCAAAACCUUUAUACAAAAAUAAAUGAAUCGUUUUGUUAUCAACCAUUUAUUCUCCCAAUGUAAUCACAGUAUUGCAUUCAUACCCCUGCAAGAGUUAAAGAAAAUAACAUCUCUUGACCCUUUUUCAGAGCAAACAAAUUGGCAGAGAUUGGAACCGUCGUCAUUUAACAUCAGAGCCCAGGAACGGGGAGACC